Molecule: messenger RNA, 774 nt
Organism: Dacryopinax primogenitus
Lineage: Eukaryota; Fungi; Basidiomycota; Dacrymycetes; Dacrymycetales; Dacrymycetaceae
Product: ClpP/crotonase
Exons: 6
Coding region: 1-774 (257 amino acids)
Biological process (GO): fatty acid beta-oxidation
Cellular component (GO): peroxisome
Molecular function (GO): enoyl-CoA hydratase activity; delta(3)-delta(2)-enoyl-CoA isomerase activity
Source: RefSeq, a predicted model, not a curated record
AUGUCGACUCAACCUUUCCCCAUCUCCCUCCCUGUAGGCAAUCCCAUGCUCACCCUCUCCCGUCCGAGCGGCACGAUCUUCCAGAUCGAGCUUCACAACGGGGAUGACAGCAGGCUCACGCGAACAUUCCUAGAAGAAGGAUUCAUGCCGCUGCUCGACUUGGUAGAAGAAGAGUGGAGGAGAGAGUUGAAGGCUGGUAAAGGAGAGGCCGCCCUUGUGAUUGUAGGCAAUACGAAGCAAGACAAGUUCUUCUCUAACGGACUCGACUACGAGAAUGCGAUCAAGCAAGCGGAUUUCUUCCCUAUGGUAUUUAACCCCUGGGUUAAACGACUUCUCACCUUUCCAAUGCCUACCGUGUGUGCGAUGAACGGCCACGCUUUUGCUGCUGGAUUCCUACUUGCACUGUGCUGCGACUACCGGGUCCUGACAGCGGGACGCGCCUGGUGUUGCUUUAACGAAGUGCUCUUCGGUGCCCCCCUCCCGCCGCCUUUCGCUCAGGUUAUCAAGGUCAAGUUGGUCAAUCCUGGGCUCGUUAGGAAAUGUGCACUCGAAGGGCAUAGGUUUGUCCCGAAAGAACUCGAGAGCGAAGGGGUCGUGGAUGUUCUGGUGGACGGGAAGAGCAGAGAUAUCCUGCAGGCUGCGAUAGAGCUUGCGCAGAGUAGGGCGAGCUUGGCUAAACCACGGGUGUGGGGGAAGAUCAAGGAAGAGCUGUACCGCGAGGUGAUCAUUGCGAUCGAUGAGGGGCGGGAAGUUCGGCGACCCGCUAAACUGUAG